Molecule: messenger RNA, 2416 nt
Organism: Mercurialis annua (annual mercury)
Lineage: Eukaryota; Viridiplantae; Streptophyta; Magnoliopsida; Malpighiales; Euphorbiaceae
Product: beta-glucuronosyltransferase GlcAT14A-like
Exons: 4
Coding region: 960-2270 (436 amino acids)
Cellular component (GO): membrane
Molecular function (GO): glucuronosyltransferase activity
Source: RefSeq, a predicted model, not a curated record
GCUACACUUUGCAUCCACGUGUGCACCAGAAUCAUACGGACAUCUUAUCGGCGGAUCCCAACUUUUGCUCUUAGACUUACCGGGUCUCACGCAUACUCCCCUGUUGUUUUAUCUAAAACCCGCAGCCGACAGUUCAGCCUAAUUUGGUUGGUAAUUAGAUCUUUUAUUUUUUUAAAUCCAUUUUAAUUUUUAAACUAUUGACUCUAUUAAAUUUUAAAACCGAAAUUUCAAAAAUGCACCGGAACGCCUUCGGCGAACCUUUAAUCUCUCAAUUCUUGUCUUAAUUUACUUAUUUGUCAUUUUUAAUAUUAAGUAAAGUAUCUAAAUUCAAAAUUAAUCCACCCAAAAGGAAUAAAAUGCUUCAAUUCAACAUUUUUAAACCUCUCGUUGGUAAAAAAAACUCCCACUUUUCCCUCUCAUUUUCUCCUUAUAAUCAAAUCAAGUAAGCAUUUUUAGUUCAAUUUUGUUUUCUCUUUUUAUGUCUCUAUAUUUCCAUUUUGAAGUGGUCUCUUGUUUUUGAAGCAUCUAAGACUUACACUUUAAGCUUAUCUUAAUUUUCCAUUUCUUUAAUCUCCUUUUCAACCAGCUUUCAGAUCUACUGCUUCUGUUUAUACAGCAAACCCCACUUUUUAUACUAAUUCUAGGUUUCUAAAAGUUCCAAAAAAGAAGAAAAAAUCAACUCAUUUAUUUGCUUUGAUGCUCUUAUUCAUUGACAAAAUUGAAGAUCGAAUCUUUCUGAUUUGAUUGAGGUGAUUUCAUUUCUUAAUCUUGAUUUUGAUUAAUUGGUAUGUUUUAAUUCAUGCAUUUUUGCUUCAAAGUCUUAGCUUGGAUGUUAUUCAUAUACCUAAAAAAGAGGCUUUGGUUCUGUUACAGAACAUCUUUGCUACUGUUUGGUGCUUUUCCCUUCACUUGAUUAUUUUCUGGGGUUUUGAGCAUUUUGCUCAGGGAAUUUGAUUUCCAUGAAAAACCCUAGAAAAAAUGGCAGCUUUCACUCAGGAAGGGUGUUUAGUGAUAGAAAAUGGUUCAUUCCAUUCUUAACAAGCUUGCUUGUGUUUUUAACUUUGUUGUUAUCAACUAGUUUUAGGGUAUUUACCUCCUCUUAUGGUGAAGAUCAAUUGUCAUUAGACAUUAAUUCUUUUUCAAGGUCAGAGGAUUCGACCGGGUAUUUUGUAGAAUCAGAAUUCAAAAAAAAAUCCAAUGCUUUUAGUGAUUUGAAAUUGGAAGCGCCUAGAUUAGCUUAUCUCAUUUCGGGGACUAAGGGCGAUAGUCGUAGAAUGAUGAGAACUUUGCAAGCAGUGUAUCAUCCGAGGAAUCAGUAUAUUUUACAUCUUGAUCUUGAGGCGCCUCCUCGUGAAAGGUUGGAGUUGGGAAUGUCUGUGAAGAAUGAUUCUACUUUCCUUGAAGUUGGGAAUGUUCGUGUAAUGGCACAGUCGAAUUUGGUGACCUAUAAGGGACCAACUAUGAUAGCAUGUACACUUCAAGCAAUUGCAAUUAUGUUGAGGGAGAGUGUCGAGUGGGACUGGUUUAUCAACCUCAGUGCCUCGGAUUAUCCUCUUGUGACACAAGAUGAUAUGCUUCACGUUUUCUCAAAUUUGUCAAGAAGUCUAAAUUUCAUUGAACAUAUGCAGAUUACUGGAUGGAAGCUGAAUCAGAGGGCAAAACCAAUUAUUAUUGAUCCAGGCCUUUACUUAUCAAAGAAAUCCGACCUUGCUUUGACUUCUCAACGUAGAUCGCUCCCCUCAUCUUUCAAGUUGUUUACUGGGUCAGCGUGGGUGAUGCUAACCCGAUCUUUUAUAGAAUACAGUAUAAUGGGAUGGGAUAAUCUCCCACGAACUCUCCUGAUGUACUAUACAAAUUUCAUCUCCUCUCCUGAAGGAUACUUUCAUACACUUAUUUGCAACACUGAAGAAUUCAGAAAUACAGCAAUAAGCCAUGAUCUUCAUUACAUUGCUUGGGACACUCCUCCAAAGCAGCAUCCCAUCUCUUUAACCAUGAAAGACUUUGACAAAAUGGUUAUGAGUAAGGCUCCAUUUGCUCGAAAAUUUGCUAGAGAUGAUCCAGUUUUAGACAAGAUUGACAAAGAGCUUCUAGGCCGCACCAUCCGGUUUUCACCUGGAGCAUGGUGUAUUGGCAGCUCGGAUAAUGGUUCUGAUCCGUGCUCUGUGCGUGGAAAUUACUCGGAAUUCAGACCUGGCCCUGGUGCGGAGAGGUUGCAACAAUUGUUUCAGACAUUGUUAUCUGAAGACAAUUUAAGAAAGCAAUGUUCAUGAUAAAGUUGAAUUUUGAUAAACUCAAAGUGUACAUUGGUGUAUCCAUAGAUUAUACAGUAGAACUAGAGUGAUUUUUUUUUUCCAUUUGCCCUCCAUUGUAUCGAUUGAAACAUCAAAGUUUUUAAAGAAAUUUUUUUGCUGAGAUA